AUGGAUCAACUGUCCACGCCGCGUCUGCCGCUCGAGAUGUGCGACCACAUACUCGACUACCUAUGGGACGACCACAAGACUCUCAGGAGCUGCAGCCACGUCACAAGGGAGUGGCUUCCCACGACCCGAAUGCAUCUCUUCCAUCACGUCCGCAUC
Messenger RNA from Laetiporus sulphureus 93-53, 156 nucleotides. RefSeq lists its product as uncharacterized. NCBI's taxonomy places the organism in Eukaryota, Fungi, Basidiomycota, Agaricomycetes, Polyporales, Laetiporaceae. The transcript has a single exon. Gene Ontology annotation, molecular function: protein binding. The record is from RefSeq and is a predicted model, not a curated record. The annotation marks the transcript as partial.